This is a messenger RNA of Coccidioides posadasii C735 delta SOWgp, 1884 nucleotides long. RefSeq lists its product as uncharacterized. The record is from RefSeq and is a predicted model, not a curated record. Lineage: Eukaryota; Fungi; Ascomycota; Eurotiomycetes; Onygenales; Onygenaceae.
AUGGACCGUUUUGAGGAUGUCGAAUUGAAUGACAACUAUGGCUCCGAUAGCAAUAGGGAGUUGGGAGAUAAUUGCACCGCAGCUACUAGCAAUGCCAGAAAUCGGCCAUGUUCAAAUUUACGGCCGGGAUCAAUGGGUUGUCGUCCCGAACGACGGCCGAGUAUACGGCUUAUGCGCCUACCGAAUACUCAACACCUUCUUGUGCAGCCAGUACCGCCAGGUUCUGAUCCGGAUCAUGGCUCCAAUUUGGCAUCCGAACUGCCAGGCGCCAGGCGUCGAAGCAGCUCUGAACCUAGGCGUAUCCCACUAAGCGCGUUGCUUGGUAAACGCCGUGCGUCUUUUGGACGAAGCCCAGCGCCAAUGUUACCAUUAGAUGAAGAAUUGGGCCCCCAAUCUUCCAAAUCAACUCAGAAAGACCAAGUCCUCCAGCCAACAGAGCCACAGGCUGUGAUCCUCAGUCCUAUCGAGAACAGACAAGCCACAAGCAGCUUUAGGCAAGGAAGAAUUAGGAGGAUGAGUAGCGGGGCCCGUUCGAUGCUAGGAUUGAGUCGUGUUGCCACUCACAAUGGAGCUAUUGAAGCUCCAUCUCUUCCUCAGGGAGAGUAUGAAGCGGAUGUGGUGAAUUUGCUGGACGUUGUUGACCCUGAAGUGUCCACCAUCACGACCCUUACCAAUGUUCAAAACUCUCUCUUUGUCCCUGACCUUGGACAUUGGGUAAACCGUCGACCCACUUAUACUGUGAGUCCUGGCCCAACCCGUGGCCAUGUCGAGAUGGAACGACCGGCAGUGCCUCAAAAAAGAAAGGAAGAUAGGGGCGAGCAAAAGCUUGAACGGUCAAGAACAAUGGAUACAACUACGUCGACACUGAGCGAUUCUCGGUUCGCUGUAUUGCCGGAUGGCGUGUCUUUGGAAGGCUGGAGUGCCGAAGAUAAAAGAGCAUUGGACGACCACGUCCGGCAUAUGCUUCACUCGCGAAGAUCUGCCUUCAAACGCGGUUUAAAGGGCUUCAUUAAAUACGUCAAAAAGCCCCUUGGAUUUUUGGUCACUUUGUACGCAACACUCAUCACGCUUUUUGGUCUGGCCUGGGUACUGUUCUUAAUCGGUUGGAUCAAUGUUGGUGGGAAGCAACUUUACGUCAUUAAUAUCAUCGACUACAUCCUCGUCGCCCUAUUCGCCAUCGUAGGCGAUGGCCUGGCUCCCUUCAGAGCCAUCGACACAUACCACAUGAUCUAUGUCGCUCACUACCACCGCGUUACCUAUAAACUCCGCCGCAAGCAACAGCUUCCUAAACUUCGAAACAAAAACGACCUCCCAGAACGCCGCGAGGAAGAAAUAGACCAACAUGUCGACGUCGAAAAGUCUGGAGAAACCACCAAAGAUUCGGACACGACAGAAUUCUCCGUCCUCACUGCAAGACAACAGGAGCGUCUCACUCACCAUGCGAACAAACUCGCCAAAUCACAUACAUUCUACAAGCCUCACGAAACCACGACCCACCACGCAUUUCCUUUGCGUAUGUUGAUUGCAGUCAUUAUCUUGCUAGAUUUGCACUCCUUGUUCCAAAUCGCACUCGGCGCUACAACGUGGGGUAUUGACUACCGCCGUCGCCCCUUUGCACUCACCACGGUGAUCCUAUGUUGCUCCCUGACUUGUAAUUUUACUGCAGGGUUGUUGAUAUGGAUUGGGGAUCGACGAACGAGAAAGAAAGAUGUUAUUGAGAAGAUGUUUAGGCAGGAGUUGACGGAGCAGGCUAUUUUGAAGUUGCAAAAGAAGAAAAGUAAGCAGAGAGAGGAAGAGAAUGUAAGAGAGGGGAAAAAGCAAGGGGAAGAAGAAGAAGACCAUACGGGGACCUUAAGUGAGGAGCAUGCGUUGUUAAAGAGGUGA